Molecule: messenger RNA, 3058 nt
Organism: Macaca mulatta (Rhesus monkey)
Lineage: Eukaryota; Metazoa; Chordata; Mammalia; Primates; Cercopithecidae
Source: RefSeq, a predicted model, not a curated record
CCCAGUCCCUGGCUCUAACUCUUCUGCCACAAACGUCAGCAUGGUGGUAUCUGCCGACCCUUUGUCCAGCGAGCGGGCAGAGAUGAACAUCCUAGAAAUCAACAAGGAAUUGCGUACCCAGCUGGCAGAGAGCAAUCAGCAGUUCCGAGACCUCAAAGAGAAAUUCCUUAUAACUCAAGCUACUGCCUACUCCCUGGCCAACCAGCUGAAGAAAUACAAGUGUGAAGAGUACAAAGACAUCAUAGACUCUGUGCUGAGGGAUGAACUGCAGUUCGUGGAGAAGCUGGCAGAGAAGCUCAGGCAAGCUGAGGAGCUCGGGCAAUAUAAAGCCCUGGUUCACUCUCAGGCACGAGAGCUGACCCAGUUACGGGAGAAGUUACAGGAAGGGAGAGAUGCCUCCCGCUCACUGAAUCAGCAUUUCAAGGCCCUCCUCGCUCCUGAUGACCUUGAAAAGUCCCAGGGUCAGGACCUCCGAGAGCAGCUGGCUAAGGGGCGCAGGCUGGCAGAGCACCUUGUUCACAAGCUGAGCCCAGAGAAUGAUGAAGAUGAGGAUGAAGAUGAGAAAGAUGCGGAGGUUGAGAAAGUACAGGAAUCACCUGCCCCCAGGGAGGUGCAGAAGGCUGAAGGAAAGGAAGUCCCUCAGAAUUCACUGGAGGAAUGUGCUGUCACUUGUUCAAAUAGUCACAACCCUUCUAACUCCAACCAGCCUCACAGGAGCACCAAAAUCACAUUUGAGAAAAACAAAGUUGACUCUGCUCUGGUUGUAGAGAGUGAACGCUUUCAUGAUGAAGAGGAGGAAGCUCUAACCAUUCUCCCAGUCCCUGGCUCUACCUCUUCUGCCACAAACGUCAGCAUGGUGGUAUCUGCCGACCCUUUGUCCGGCGAGAGGGCAGAGAUGAACAUCCUAGAAAUCAACAAGGAAUUGCGCUCCCAGCUGGCAGAGAGCAAUCAGCAGUUCCGAGACCUCAAAGAGAAAUUCCUUAUAACUCAAGCUACUGCCUACUCCCUGGCCAACCAGCUGAAGAAAUACAAGUGUGAAGAGUACAAAGACAUCAUAGACUCUGUGCUGAGGGAUGAACUGCAGUUCGUGGAGAAGCUGGCAGAGAAGCUCAGACAAGCUGAGGAGCUCGGGCAAUAUAAAGCCCUGGUUCACUCUCAGGCACGAGAGCUGACCCAGUUACGGGAGAAGUUACAGGAAGGGAGAGAUGCCUCCCGUUCACUGAAUCAGCAUUUCAAGGCCCUCCUCACUCCUGAUGACCUUGACAAGUUCCAGGGUCAGGACCUCCGAGAGCAGCUGGCUGAGGGGCGCCGGCUGGCAGAGCACCUUCUCCACAAGCUCAGUCCAGAAACUGAUGAAGAUGAGGAUGAAGAUGAGAAAGAUGCGGAGGUUGAGAAAGUACAGGAAUCACCUGCUCCCAGGGAGGUGCAGAUGGCUGAAGGAAAGGAAGUCCCUCAGGACUCACUGGAGGAAUGUGCUGUCACUUGUUCAAAUAGUCACGACCCAUCUGACUCCAACCAGCCUCACAGGAGCACCAAAAUCACAUCUGAGGAAGACAAAGUCGACUCUGCUCUGGUUGUAGAGAAUGAACCCUCUCAUGAUGAAGAGAAGGAAGCUCUAAACAUUCUCCCAGAAAAUCAAAAUGAUCAUGAGGAAGAACAGGGGAAAGCGCCAGUGCCCCCCAGACACUGUGACAUGUCCAACUCUUACCUGCAUCAUGAAGUCACUUUCUUGGCACUGGAUGAAGAGAAAGUUUGCUCUGUUCAGGAUGUUGCCAGGGAUUACUCCAAAUCCAAAUGGGAUGAAACCCCACUUGGCUUCCUAGAAAAGCAAAAUAAUCUUGAAGAGGUGAAAGGAAAAGGAACAGUUGAUCCCAGGCUCAGCAGGGGACCACUGAGGGGGGACAAGCGUGAAGUCCCCCAGGAGUCACUGGAUGGAUGUUGCUUUACUCCUUCCAUCCUUCCUGACCUACCUCACUCCUACCGCCCUUAUGGGAGCACUUCGUACUGUUUUGAAGAAAUGCAAGUCAGCUUGGCUCUCGUAGACAAAAUUGAAAAGGAUCAAGAGGAGCUAGAAGAUCAAGACCCACCGUGCCCCAGGCUCAGCCAGGAGCUGCCAGAGGUGAAGGAGCAGGAAAUCCCAGAGGACUCCGUGGAUGAAGUUUACUUGACUCCUUCAGUUCAUCGUGACCUGUCUGACUGCCACCAGCCUUAUAGCAGCACCUUGUCCUCAUUGGAGGAUCAACUUGCCUGCUCUGCUUUGGAUAUAGCCUCUCCCACCAAGAUGGCCUGUCCCCAAGGGACUUGGAGUGCAGACUUAAGCCACCACCUGUCAGAGGUGCAGGUGGCACAUGCACAGCUGGAACCAAGCACCCUGGUGCCCAGUUGUCUGCGACUACAGCUGGAUCAAGGGAAUGGCUUGGCCAGGCGGAGCCUUUCCUCCACCACCUGCAGUUUCACAGCCAACACUGAUUCUGGGAACCAAUGGAACUUCCAAGAGCUGGUUUUAGAGCCCUCCCUGGGGAUGAAGAACCCUCCCCAGCUGGGAGGUGAUGCACUUAAAGGCUCAGCAGAGAACACACAAGGGCGUCAAGUCAUUGGCCAGAUUCAUGCCUCCAGUGUCCUGAAACCAAAGAUCAUCAAAAGAAAACUCCCGCUCAGCAAGUGGAGACUGGCAUGCAGAUUCCCUGGCCUGCAAGCUUAGGGUGCAGAGAUACCAAAUACUGCUGGAAGGAUGCAAAGGGUGAAAGGAUGUCACAAAAAGUAGCUUUUCCAUUUGAUGAAAACAACUAAAACAGCAAAGCAAGUUCAAGUCCAAACACAACCCUGCAGGGGUCCUUCACUGAGGAUUGAAUUUUAGACACAGAACACUCUUGAUUAUUUCAACCCACUAUGCUCCUUUGAUCUGAGAAGCCACAGUCCAUCCCCCUCCAAUUGUGAUCAAUACCUAGGGAGACCAAUGCCCAGAUGGACAAACAACAUUCACAGGCCUUAGCCCUGCUCCUCUCAAUUCCCAUCGUGUAGAGAACAGGAGUCAGGAGUUGCUGGCAGGAGACAGCAU